ACAACCACUGUUAAAACUGAAUCUGACCCUCCAGAAGCCAGAACUCAUAAUCUGAGACGUAGAAUGGGAUAUGCACCUCCAAAGGGUGAAAAUGAAAAGGAAAUGCAUAGUGCAGUGAAGCUUUCCGAGAAGAGAGAACAUGCCGGGGAGCCAGAGAAAGACAAAUGCAAAGUCCGAUCUAAAAAACCCACGAAUGCUGUGGAUUUGUAUGUGUGUCUCUUAUGUGGCAGUGGUAACGAUGAGGACCGUCUCCUGUUGUGUGAUGGCUGUGAUGACAGUUACCAUACUUUUUGUUUAAUUCCACCCCUUCAUGAUGUUCCCAAAGGGGACUGGAGGUGUCCCCAAUGUUUGGCUCAGGAGUGUAAUAAGCCUCAAGAAGCAUUUGGUUUUGAACAAGCGGCAAGAGACUAUACACUGCGCACGUUUGGAGAAAUGGCAGAUGCCUUCAAGUCAGACUAUUUUAACAUGCCAGUACAUAUGGUCCCCACCGAGCUGGUUGAAAAAGAAUUCUGGAGACUUGUUAGUACCAUUGAAGAGGACGUGACAGUAGAAUAUGGAGCUGAUAUUGCUUCGAAGGAGUUUGGCAGUGGCUUCCCAGUUCGGGGUGGGAAAUUUAAAGUUAGACUAGAAGAAGAGGAAUACCUUGAUAGUGGCUGGAAUUUAAACAACAUGCCUGUGAUGGAGCAGUCUGUUCUUGCUCACAUCACUGCAGACAUAUGUGGAAUGAAAUUACCCUGGCUCUACGUAGGAAUGUGCUUUUCUUCAUUUUGUUGGCAUAUAGAAGACCACUGGAGCUAUUCGAUUAACUAUCUGCAUUGGGGGGAGCCUAAAACGUGGUAUGGAGCCCCAGGGUAUGCAGCUGAACAUCUGGAGGAUGUAAUGAAGAAGCUUGCUCCAGAGCUAUUUGAAUCUCAGCCAGAUCUUUUGCACCAACUUGUCACCAUAAUGAACCCGAACACUUUGAUGGCCCACGGAGUGCCUGUUUAUCGAACCAAUCAGUGUGCUGGAGAGUUUGUGAUCACCUUUCCAAGAGCUUAUCACAGUGGCUUCAAUCAGGGUUUCAAUUUUGCUGAAGCUGUGAACUUCUGCACAGUUGAUUGGCUACCGUUGGGUCGCCAAUGUGUGGAACAUUACCGUCUGCUAAACCGUUACUGUGUGUUUUCUCAUGAUGAGAUGAUCUGUAAAAUGGCUUCCAAAGCAGAUGUUCUUGAUGUUGUGGUAGCAUCUACGGUUCAGAAAGACAUGGCCGUUAUGAUUGAAGAUGAGAAGAGGUUACGUGAGAAGGUUGAUAAACUGGGAGUGACUGACUCAGCGAGAGUGGCUUUUGAGCUCUUUCCUGAUGAUGAGCGGCAGUGCUUAAAGUGUAAAACCACCUGUUUCAUGUCUGCUGUUUCUUGUCCCUGUAAACCUGGAUUAUUGGUGUGCUUGUACCACGUCGAGGAUCUCUGCUCCUGUCCCACCUACAAAUAUAGACUGGGGUACCGCUAUACCCUGGAGGAGCUCUAUCCAAUGAUGAACGCGCUAAAGACGCGUGCGGAAUCGUACAACGAAUGGGCUUCCAACGUUAACGAAGCUCUGGAGGCAAAAAUAAACAGUAAAAGAAGUCUCAUCAGUUUUAAGGCUUUGAUAGAAGAAUCAGAGAUGAAAAAGUUUCCAGACAAUGAUCUACUGCGACACCUCAGACUAGUUACACAGGAUGCAGACAAAUGUGCCUCAGUUGCACAGCAGCUUCUUAAUGGCAAAAGACAAACGAG
Tauraco erythrolophus (red-crested turaco) is the source of this 1754-nucleotide messenger RNA. NCBI's taxonomy places the organism in Eukaryota, Metazoa, Chordata, Aves, Musophagiformes, Musophagidae. The record is from RefSeq and is a predicted model, not a curated record.